CACAGGCAAAAAAAGCUGUCAGUGUAUAGUUUAUACCCACUUCGCAUAGGGGAUAAACAUUAAGGAAUGUAUUUAGAUGUUGACUUUGUACUAUUGAAAAAAAAUGGACAAUGUUUGUCGCUUAUGCUGUUCUGCGAAAUUCGUCAAUAAUUAUAUUUUUGAUGAAGGAAAUGCUUUGUAUUUGAAGAUGUCAUUAUAUUUGCCAAUAAAGGUUUUCAAAAACGACCGGCUUCCGCAAAAGAUUUGUGACAAAUGCAGUUGUAAAGUGAAUGACUUUUAUCAAUUUUGCAACGAAACUAUAGAAGUUCAAAACAGGUUAAGAGGUCUGCUUCGACAAACCAUACUCGAUGACAACACAGUUGAUUUCAGUAUAAAAGAAAACAUACACUCACCGUCAAGGCUAGCUAUCUGUGAGCGGUCGACACAGACAAAUUUCAAUGAUACUUUCCAAGUGAAAACUGAACCUAGGUCAGAAACACCAUUGAUUGUGAAGGAGGAAAGCUGUGAUGAGGAUUUGAAUAAUGUUGCAUCCGAUGCCAGCGAGGAUGAAUUGCUAAUAGAAAUCAAGAAGAAGAAAAAGCCCAGAAAAGUCAACAGCAAUGUCAAUGAAAAGAAAGAUAAUAAAAGGAACAGGAAAAGAAAGGAAAGACAGGACUGGCCGGAUGAUGGGUUCGAUAACGGCUUAGAUUUGGGUGUUGUUAAGGAGGAAGUGGAUUUAGUUAAACAAGAAGCAUCCGAUUACACAUGCUGCAUGUGUUUCGAAAAGUGCGCCAACAAGACGGAAAUGUUGCAACAUUAUAAAAAUCAUGGUGAUUCAGCAGCGGCCCCGCAGACCGCGCCACCGCCUCCGCAAGGCGACGUGCAGCGCUGUCUGCGCUGUCAAAAGGUUGUGUCGGGGGGUCUGGCUGAGUGGUCGGAGCACUGGAAGCGUCAUUAUGCCCGAGACACGAGGCCUUACAGAUGUGUGCUCUGUGCCAGAACCUUCAGGGACCACCACCUUAUAUUCAAACAUGGGCUCACUCAUCAGGCGGAUAUUGAGGAUAAGUCAUUAGCCCCGGGGGGCGGAGUCCUACCGGACAAGCGUUUCGUCUGCGACGUCUGUCCUGAAGGCUUUCCAUACCUCCGUUGUCUGUUGGCCCAUCGGACCAGAGCCCAUCCAGAAGCCCUAAACCGGGCUGCGAGACUCCGCUGUGGGGUCUGCGCCCGGGGCUUCGCUCACUGCAACUCACUUAGGAGACACCUCAGAGCACAUUCCGGUGAAAGGAAUUUCCUUUGCAAUGUAUGCGGCAAAGCUCUAACAUCGAGGGAGCAUCUCAAGUUCCAUAUACGGAUUCACACCGGCUACAAGCCUAAUGUAUGCAAGGUCUGCGGUAAGGGCUUCGUGAAGAAGUGUAAUUUGACAUUACACGAGCGAGUGCAUUCGGGUGAGAAGCCACACGUGUGCCCGCACUGUGGGAAGGCAUUCUCCCAGAGGUCGACGCUAGUUAUACAUGAGAGAUACCACAGCGGCGCUCGUCCGUACACUUGCGGCUUGUGCGGUCGGGGCUUUGUGGCUAAGGGUCUUCUGUCGAUGCACCUGAAGAGCACUUGCGUAGACACAACGCAGGCUAGAUCGCAACAAAAGUUGAAUUCGCGAUAGCAAAUUGAGAAUCUGUGGCGUCCUGAAAACUAAGUUACAGAAUCAUGCGACAAUACAUUCUUCAAUUCCCAUAAUAACUUUAAAACCACCGAUGACACAUCCGUCGCUUCACCCCGGGGAGUCUGUUUUUAAUUCCUAUUUUUAUUACCUCUUUAAUAUAAGUUAGUUAAAUUAAAUUGAACCGACUUCAAAGAAAGAUAGUAUUGUGUUUGUGUUAACUAUCAUAAGCAUUGUAUAAUUAUAUCGGGAAUCCUGAGUUACUUGUGUUCCAGCACAGUUUGUUAUCGAACGAUUGUUAUAAAAUUUCAUUUUAUUUAUUUUAUUCUGCAACUAGAUUAUAGACAAUCGAAAAAAAUACUCAAGAAAUUAAGUUUGUACGUCUCUAUAUAUGUAUACACAUACAAAUUGGUUCAGUCGUCUAUUCGCUGUGUUAUGUGAAUAUCAGAAGUGCAGAUUCAACAAUUAAACUCAUUGUAACAAUGUUAUAAAAGGUUAGUAGAUCAUUUAAAUGUUCACGCGAGUUUGUUAUCAAAGCACACGAUGUUACAUCCUGUGAUAAAUCCGACGAUAUCAUUACACGUAAAAAAAAUUAUCUACAAUUUUUUCUUCACAAACGAAAUUUUGACAAAAACAUUGACAUAAUAAUUAAUUAGCAGCGUAGAAAAAGUGGUGUAUUAAAUAUUUACAUCUCAACUCUUCCCUUGUGAAAGAAAGGGAUAGAUAAAGAAAGAUUUUAAUUUCAUUAUAUUUUCACAUGUACUCAUUUAAAUGAAUCUGCUGUUUGGAUAUAUACUAUGUGAUCUAUUUACUUACAUUUUUCUUAUUACUCACAUAACGUAGGAGAGCUCAUACAUUAGCACUACUUUGAGGUGUUACGAAUGUAACAUAGCUUUUGUAUCUGCAAGAAAACAUCAGUGGACAAUAGUUCGAUAAAAAAUACAUAUUUUUUCAAACAUAAUAAAUAUAACGCCAUCUUUUUUUUAUAAUGUACGAGUGUAUACAUAUAUGACAUUAAAUUUAAAUGUCCAAUGCAUCCUUAUCACACACACACACACAUAUAUAUAUAUAUAUUGAAGCCGGUUACAAAUCUUACAUACAAUACUUCUACCCCAGGUUAUAUACCAUGGGAUAAAAUUUUAAUCGUCACAUUAGUUUUCUACAGUGAUAUUUAUUUUAAGUUAACAAUAUGUAUGUUAACAUAAAGUGCCUCGAAUUGUGAUAAGAUUUCUGUCUCUAUAUUUGUGAUGUAGAUUUUAGAUUGUAAGUCAUGUGAAUAUUUCUCUUAGAUUCGUGAGAAAUAAAGAGUUUGGAGUGAGUAAUUUUAUAGUUUACGAUAAUAAAAUAAAGUGCACAGUUUAUGAAUAACGAGUUACGUCUUUAACUUAGAUACAGUCAGUUACGUCGUUUUUUAUUGAAAAUUAUCUUAUUCGUUUAGAUCUACACUUGAUAAUUACAUUGUUCAAUUUGAUGAAAUCUCGUACACGGUACACAGUAUUCGGUAUUUUCGACAUCCUGUAAUGCUCUAUACACAACAGUUUUUCAUAACAAACUUAUUGUAUAAUAAAUUCUGGUAUAUCAUAAAAUAUUCUUGUUUACUUACAUUUUAUACGCCUAUUGCCAAACAAACUUCGUACAACUGCAGUGUACCAAAACAUCAAAAUUAAACGAAUUUGACAGAUGUCAGAAUUUUUAAGUGUUACGUAAUUGAUAAUAAACUUAAUAAAAUAA
Danaus plexippus (monarch butterfly) is the source of this 3367-nucleotide messenger RNA. Its product is annotated as zinc finger protein 37-like. Gene Ontology annotation, biological process: regulation of transcription by RNA polymerase II. Gene Ontology annotation, cellular component: nucleus. Lineage: Eukaryota; Metazoa; Arthropoda; Insecta; Lepidoptera; Nymphalidae. The record is from RefSeq and is a predicted model, not a curated record. The coding region runs from base 104 to 1639 and encodes 511 amino acids. Gene Ontology annotation, molecular function: zinc ion binding; RNA polymerase II transcription regulatory region sequence-specific DNA binding; DNA-binding transcription factor activity, RNA polymerase II-specific. The transcript is spliced from 9 exons.